GCAGCAAUGUUUCCCUUCUUCAGAAAAUCUCCGGAAUCUAAAAAGCCCUCUGCACCAGAUACAGAAGCAGAUGGAUUUGUCCUUUUAGGAGACACAGCACAUGAGCAAAGAAAGUCAACAGAAGGUAAAACUUCAGAAGCCGAAGGCAACCAACCUUUGGAGACUGGCAAAGAAAACUCAUCCUGUGUGACUGUAGCAAGCCCCGAGAUGGAAAAUAAGGCAGGCCAGACUUUGGAAAACAACUCAUUAAUGGCCGAACUCCUGAACGACGUACCCUUCACCUUGGCCCCACACGUCCUGGCCGUGCAGGGCACCAUCAGUGACCUUCCAGACCACUUACUCUCCUAUGAUGUCAGCGAAAAUUUAUCACGGUUUUGGUACGAUUUCACUCUUGAAAAUUCGGUGCUCUGUGAUUUGUAAUCUUUAUGUCUAUUUGCACUGUAACAGCUUUAAACAAAAGUUUGCCCAUUUUAUUUAACCUGUUUGAUGGUCUUUGCCAUUUCACUGCUUAAAGGUUCUCAGAAAAGCAAGGAUCUUAAAGCAAAGAAAACAUUAUGUUCAUUACUCUAUUUGUUUAAAAGGUGGACUUAAUUCUGCUUCCUUUCCCCCAGAUAAUAAAUAUAAAAACUAGGCUAUCAAGGUUUUAUGAAAGGAGCAGAUUCCUUCAACCAGUCUCUCAAAAUACAAGCCCUCAAGUUUAUCUUAG
Odobenus rosmarus divergens (Pacific walrus) is the source of this 706-nucleotide messenger RNA. RefSeq lists its product as uncharacterized. Lineage: Eukaryota; Metazoa; Chordata; Mammalia; Carnivora; Odobenidae. Bases 7 to 420 code for a protein of 137 amino acids. The record is from RefSeq and is a predicted model, not a curated record. The transcript is spliced from 3 exons.